AUGAGCGAAAUGCAUGCUCAUACAAAUCAUGUCUCAGCCAAUCAGCUGAUAAAGCAUACGCUUCUAUCAAAGGCAGAUAACUGUAGUCAAGUCAGCAGUAAUGGCUUUCAUCCUUCUUCAUUCGGGCAAAACAGAAAACCCAAAAAAAUGGCACUGAAUGAACCCCCGGAGAAAAUCUUUUCAAAAAUGGCACUGAAUGAACCCCCGGAGAAAAUCUUUUCAAAAACAAGGGCAGAACAUGGACAUACAAAUUCUGUACAAAAGAAAAGAAACCAUGAGUCACACAUAUCUUCUACAGUGAGAAGGUCUGGCAUUGAAAGGGCCAGAUUAGUAGUGUCCCUGACAUCAGAUAAACAUGAAGACAGAGUGGCCAGUGUAGGAUCACAGUCAGAACUGCUUGUCUCUGCUCUGAAGCCGUUCAGGUGUAGAAACAAGGGUCCCAUGGAGACAGAGUCUGGCUCAUUUGUGUGUGCAGCAUCAGGAACCACUGCACAAGUAGGCACUAGCACAUCAACUUUGCUUUCUUUGAUUUCUGGGGCAGUCAGUGUUCCACGGUUCACAGCUCAUACAUGCAUAUCUUCAACAGCUUCUGAAUACCCAGCAUGCCCCACAAGGGAUUCCUGGCCGUUGUUAAGAGAGAUGAUAUCCAAGCCUCCUGUGACUGUUGUGAGCAUCAGUCCUGCUCCCAGACAGACACUGAGCACAGUGCAGCUGCAGCCAGCACAUGAAGAACCCAAGGCCAGGCUCGUCAGCAAGUUGCAGAAGGAAAUCAAAUGUGAAUGCAAAUUUAACAGAGGCCAGCCAUGCUGGUUUCUAUUUCAAGAAGAUCGGCUACGAAAAGAGAGGCUGCAUCACUUGACUUUGAAAAGAGAGUCGUUAGACUUGGUGAUUUUAGCAAAGAUUGCUGCCAACAUUAACCGGGAAGAGAAGAGCAAGAAAUGCCAUGGACGGGACAGACAAAGGUGCAGAGUGUGUUACUAUCAUGAAGGUCAACAGAUUUGUAGAGAAACAUUCAUGUUUAUACAUGGCAUAUGCAAAGGACGAAUGUGUGCUUUAUUGCAGCAUUAUAAGAAGAAAGGUUUAAGUAUCAGGGUGCAUGGAAACAGAGCCAACAUUCCCCAUCAUGCCCUGAGUGAUGAAGAUAGUGAAAGAGUUAUAGACUUCAUCCGCAAAUAUGCAAAUAACCAUUGUCUCUCCACAUUUGGUCAUGAGCCACAGAGUAAAGCACUGCUAAUAAUGUCCGCGACAAAGUCCAAAAUGUCUGUCCAUCAUCAGUAUAGACUCUGGUGCUCUGAGAACAAACAUAGAGUUGUUUCACUGCGUUCUUUUCAAAACCUAUGGACUAAACACUUGCCUUACAUUGUUGUGCUCAGGGGCAGUAAUAAAACUCCAGUCCCUGAGUCAACAUCACAUCAGGAUGUCUUGGCUUUACCAGAAGAAGUAGACUUUGAAGAUGAAACUGUACCAGAAGUUAGCACGGAAGGGAAUGUUCACCUGCCCCUCAGUAGCGUCAGUUGUAUGAAUACAGAAGGUACAGCCAGAGAAGUGGAUGUUGUGCGCAGUGAAGUUUCUAGACAGAGUCAUUGUGAUUCUAGCACACAGGCAGAUUUGGAUUGUUUCACAAAGGUAAAAAUAAUCAGAAAACGCAAAAGUUUACCGCCACGAAAAGUAAAAAUGUCAUCCGGCCUGCCCGAGUCAGCAGAAGGAGAUUUGAAGGCAAAAUACAUCUUGGGUGAGCCACACGUAAUGCAUACUGUUAUAGGUAGGGACUGUACUGAUAUCAGCCUCAAGAUCACUGAUAACAGCAGUGAUGCUCGUGGGAUUCAAGGCCCAUUGCAGCAAAUGGACUCACAUCCUCCAUUCUUUAAUGGUGAACAUAUUUCUCACAUCACAGACUUAUUACAGAGUCAUCCAACAGUUGCUGGGGACGGACAGACUACUGUGACCUUGCUGGGAAGCAAAGACAUCAGAUACAAAAUGAACAAACCAUGUAUACCCUUGACAACAACUACCAGUUCCUAUCCUCCGCAGUGCUUGCCUCAACCCUCCCAACUCAUGGAUACCAACUGUAUGCCAUGCUGUGACACAUCUGUCCUAUCACAUGAUCUGUGUGAGCAGACACAGUCUGUGCUCCUGUCUUCUCAAGGCUCAGAUUUGUCAAACAUUCAUCUACUUGACUGGCAGACUUGGCACUCGUACAGUGAAUUCUGA
Candidula unifasciata is the source of this 2211-nucleotide messenger RNA. NCBI's taxonomy places the organism in Eukaryota, Metazoa, Mollusca, Gastropoda, Stylommatophora, Geomitridae. The record is from the annotation of a GenBank genome assembly.